ACAAAUAUAUCCAAACAUAAACCUCUUAAUAUUCAAUUGAUUUUUAGCUAGAAUUCAAAUUCAACUGGACCACUCUAGGUUAUGAAUAGUAGUAUAUUAUAUUCUUAAGGUAGAUCCCAUCAUCAAUCUGAUCCUGAAUGGUCCACUUGCAAGGGCAUAUAAAAAUUCUUUCUUAGCCGUUACAACCACAUAAUAACUUGUUUGCCUUUUCUCUUGCCAUAUACUAGUACUAUAUAAAUAUAAGUAACAAAUUGUUGGUCUCUUACCUACUACUAAUUCUUCAUUCAUCAACAAGUUCAAAUAUGACAACAUCCAUGUUGAAGUUAAUGUUUCCUCUACUCUUCCUAUCCAUGAUUCUUUCAAAAAAUGCGAACGCCGAAUUCGAGCUAUGGUGUGUAGCUGAUGAGCAGACCACUGACACUGAGUUACAGGCAGCAUUGGAUUGGGCUUGUGGGAAAGGAGGUGCAAAUUGUAGCAAAAUUCAACAGAACCAACCUUGUUAUUUUCCAAACACAUUGAAAGACCAUGCUUCUUAUGCCUUCAACAGUUACUUUCAGAAGUUGAAGCAUGAUGGUGGUUCUUGUUUCUUCAGAGGUGCUGCCAUUACAACAGAAGUUGAUCCUAGUCAUGGUUCUUGCCAAUAUGACUUCAUUCCCUAAUGAGUACUAAUUGCAACUGUCAAUGAUGAAGACUCAAAACAAUUGCACCAAAAAUUAAAGUUGGGCUAUUUUUGUUUUUCUUGUUGAAUACAAAUCAAGCAAUGUGCACUUCACAAUGUCUUAAAAUAUGUUGAUUUUGUCUUUUCCCUUGUGGUCCUCUCUCCCAUUGGAUUGGUUGGAGGUUUUUCACAUGCUAGUAUGGUAUUAAUAUUGGACUUUUCUUUAUAAAAUUGGAAUUUAUAUUCUUGAAAUUUAAAAUAAAUAAAAAAGGGGAAGAUUCUUCUAAUAGCAAUGGUAUGCCCCUAAAAUA
Messenger RNA from Cicer arietinum (chickpea), 969 nucleotides. RefSeq names its product glucan endo-1,3-beta-glucosidase 4. NCBI's taxonomy places the organism in Eukaryota, Viridiplantae, Streptophyta, Magnoliopsida, Fabales, Fabaceae. The record is from RefSeq and is a predicted model, not a curated record.